AUGGAUGGAGAAAUGCUACGGUAUCGACGAUCGAGGGAAUGUUUAGAUAAAGAUUUAACUCCAUCAAUUUCCACAUAUGAAUACGAAGAGGAUGAUGAUUGUGGAGAGUUUCGAAGAACUCGAGCGACGAUUUACCGCACACAAAUGUUCUUGAGGCCAGUCGAUGUACAGAAUUCCUCGGACAUCACCCUUGUCACUCAACUCAAUAUCGAGCGCUUUCCGAUCUUCGAGAAACUCAUUUCAAACUGGGAAGGUCCAAUCUCAGCAUCGAUUUAUGCAAGUGAUGCCGAGUCAUUUCAAUUAACUGAAUAUUGGAAGCAAUCACGAAUCCUCUCAACGCGCCGAAAUAUCGCCAUUCACUCAAUCUACAAAAGAGGGAACUUCUACCCGGUCAAUUACCUACGUAAUGUGGCAAUCAAUGGCUCGAAGACUGAAUAUCUUUUACUUCUUGAUGUCGAUUUUCUCCCGUCUCAAGGGUCUCAUUCGAUUCUCCAGAGACACUUGAAUGACUUCAAAAAGCAAAAUGCACUGAUUUUGCCGGCAUUUGAGACGGUUAACGGGAAUUCUUUUGAAUCGAUGAAUAAGAACGAUUUUUUGGAAUUGUGGGCGCAAAAAAGGGUACGACCGUUUCGGCAAGAGAUCUGGCCUCAAGGCCAUUUUGCGACCGAUUUUGAGAAAUGGAAAACAAGUGAAGGUGUUUAUGAGAUCUCCUAUCAACACGACUUCGAACCGUACUUCUUGAUACGAAAAUCGGAGUGUCCGCCAUUUGACGAAAGAUUUGUCGGCUUCGGGUGGAACAAAGUCGCGCAUUCGAUGGUGUUGAACAAAAUGGGAUACACGUUCCGCGUGCUUCCCGAUGUUUUCCUCCUUCAUUUCGAUCAUCCGCCAUCAAUGGAAAUGCUCAAAUUUCGCACCUCUCCCAUUUAUCGAAAAUGCAUGAAAAUGCUCAAAGGGGAAUUCGUACGUGAUCUCAUUGAAACGGCACUACCCGAAGAAUCAUGUUCUUACGGUGAGCGUUGUGUUGGUGACUCUGCGUGUAUCGACGGCAUUUGUUUAUGUGUUGAGGGAAUGAAGAAGUUGGCUGCUCAAUGUGUUGAACCGGUUGUGCUUGAGUUAGCGGAAAGGAUAGCUUUAACCACAUCCACUGUUGCACCAGAGAAAGCCAGAGCAACGACUACAACUCCGAAACGUCAAUCCACUCCAGCGCCAACAAUCGCACCAAUCUAUUGGCCAGAUAAAAAAAGGCCCAUCAUUGGACUAGCUGGUGGGAUUUGUGGUGUUGGCGGGGUUUGUCGAUCGAUGACAACUUGCCAAGAAAACAUUUGUGUCUGCUUUUGGGGCUUCAAGGCGGCUUUCGGUGAAUGCGUUCGUGAUCAUCAUUUUGGUGAG
Messenger RNA from Mesorhabditis belari, 1389 nucleotides. The record is from the annotation of a GenBank genome assembly. NCBI's taxonomy places the organism in Eukaryota, Metazoa, Nematoda, Chromadorea, Rhabditida, Rhabditidae.